This is a messenger RNA of Microdochium trichocladiopsis, 1233 nucleotides long. RefSeq lists its product as uncharacterized. The transcript has a single exon. Lineage: Eukaryota; Fungi; Ascomycota; Sordariomycetes; Xylariales; Microdochiaceae. The record is from RefSeq and is a predicted model, not a curated record. The coding region runs from base 1 to 1233 and encodes 410 amino acids.
AUGGCAGAGGAAACGGCGGGAGAAGCACAGACGAUGAGGAUAAACACAAAGUCCAAGGCCAAGGUCGAGGCCAAGACACAGGCACAGACGUGCAUAUACGUCCCGCGGCUCUGCGCGGAUCCGCACUGCGGCGCGCUCGCGCUCGAGGUAUCUGUGCACCGGCCGUGUGCUGGUGGUACUCUUGGUGCUACUGCUACUGCUACUGCUACCCGUGCUUCUUCUGCUACUCGUAGUGGUAAGGGCCGCCGCAGUGGUACUUCCGCCGGGAAACGCUGCUCUGGAGGUUGCAUCCACCACGGCCACGGCCGCGGCGGCCGGCAGCAGCAGCAGCAGCAGCACGGGCAAACAUGCCACGACGCGCUGAUGUGUACUCUCCGACGCAAGGACCGCCUGGAACACCCUUCUUCCUCUUCUACUUCGUCGUCGUCUUCUUCUCCCAGAAGAGGCGGUGGUGGCGGUGGCGGUCCCAGAAUGAUGACGCCCGAAUACUCGACUCGGCUCAUAAACGCCAGCCUGCCGGGCCCGCUGGCGAGCUUCUCCAGCCCCUUGUUCCCCUGCGCGGCGGUGGGCGUCAAGAAGUGGGAGCGGCACGGGUUGGGGCAGAUGGGCGGUGGUGGCGGCGGCAGCGGCGGGACGAGGUUUGGUGAUGCGCAGGGGCGGGCUUGUCGCGGGUUUGGGACUGUGUGGUGGGAGUUUCAUGGUGGUGAGGAGGGUGGUGAUGAUGAUGAUGAUGGUGGAGCUCUCGGCCGAGGCAUCGCUUUCAAGGGGGAGGAGGAGCAGCAGGAGGAAGAAGUGGCAAGUGACGAUGCAGAGGACGAAGUGGGCAUUGACAAGGACCAAGACAAGCACGAAGACAAGGGCACGACGAGGAAGACGGCGAACCAGCACCCCAUGACCAAGAGCGGAAAGACGACGGGCCAUUUCCUCCGCAGGUCAAACUGCGCAAACUCCGGAGGUCCAGAAGGGCUGCUCUUCUGUGCAGAGCAUCUGCACAGGCAGUAUCCGGACCUGUCGGGCAAGGAGCUGCAGAGGAUCAAGGAGGUAUGGGGGGCCUUGAGCCAGACACGGCCUCAAGGUGAGUACGAUGCGGUGUAUCAGGCGAGCAAAUUUACAGGUCCUGUCGAAGGAAGGGCGACUGGUCAGGCCAGAGAGUCCGAGAAGUGGCGCUGUAGGAUAGGGGCCAAGCAGCCGCAGUACUGGACGGCCUUGAUGGGAAGAGGACUCGCUUUGUGA